Messenger RNA from Gasterosteus aculeatus aculeatus (three-spined stickleback), 4220 nucleotides. It is a transcript of the gene ccdc39, whose product is annotated as coiled-coil domain 39 molecular ruler complex subunit. Gene Ontology annotation, cellular component: axoneme. Gene Ontology annotation, biological process: inner dynein arm assembly; epithelial cilium movement involved in determination of left/right asymmetry; cilium-dependent cell motility. The record is from RefSeq and is a predicted model, not a curated record. NCBI's taxonomy places the organism in Eukaryota, Metazoa, Chordata, Actinopteri, Perciformes, Gasterosteidae.
CUUCUGCGGCACAACGGACUCCUUCUCGCCUCCUGGUGGCGAUAGCGGUUAUCGGCCAAAAGCGGUUGCCAGGGGCGACCGCCAACAAGACAACGGUGGCAACGGCAAACUGCAGAAACAAUCGAUCGCAGCGGCGGAUUUUUUUUUAAACGAACGCCGAAACACGCGGCACUUUAUUUGAACGUCGUCGUCGUUUCAUCCGGAGAGGCUCAGCGGAACAGCGCGGGAGAAAUGUCCGGUGUUGUUGAUCCGGGUUCGGGUGAGGUCGGCUGGGGUGAGCGCUUCGCCAUCCCCGAACUCAACGCCGCCAACAAGGCCCUGAUGGAGGAGAUUCACAAGAAAGAAAAACAGUUGGUUGAACUGGAAAACAAAAUUCAGAAGAACAAACAUGCCGAGCAGUUGAAGACUGAAUUCCUUAAACGCGCUAAACAAGAACUGGAUAAUAUUGAGGCCCUGUGCAAGGCGAAGGAAAGGGAAGGAGAGUUGGAAAACCACCUUACCACCCUCGCAGAAAGAGAGACAGGUCGCCUAGCACAGGAGACUGCGAAGAUGGAGAAUGAUAAUAGAUCUUUAGCAGAACGGAAGAACGCGCUAGAGAACCAUAUCUUCAAGGCCACACAGAAGCUUGAGGAGUUCAGGAACCAGAUGAACUGGGACCAGCAGACCAUGGAUGCCUUUUUACAGGACUCUGAAUGCAAGGAUGAAGACACCAUGGCCAUCAUCAAGUACGCCCAGCAAGAUGAGCAGAGGAUCAAGUCGCUCACUAUGGCUAUAGAGAAGAAGACAAUGGAGGCCAAUGAAAAGCACAAGGCACUCGACAAAGAAUUGACUGAGACCUUAUCGGCACAGAUUGCUUUGGAUAAAACUACAGAGAAUUUGCAGCAGGCCCACCUGGAGACACAGCAGCUCAUUCACCAAUGGGAGAACACCAUCAAGCAGAUGAAGCAUCGAGACGCUGCGAUGCAGCAGUCUGCUCUGCUACUUGCCCAAGCCAACCAGGACAUCAGGGAGAGGAAUAGCACCGUCACAGAGAUAAAGCACCUGUUUAAUACUCAGAGGAACAACAACAGGGAAACCGAGAAGAAGAUAACCGUGGCCAACCAACAGGCUGUAAGGCUGCGUCAGGAUUUGAAGAGGCAGGAGAGUGACUGCAGCAGCCUGAAGAAUGAGCUGGAUAUUUGCAAAGGCACACUGGACAGAGCAAACUCCGAUGUGAAAUCUGUGACGUCCCGAAUAUCCAGAUUGAAGAAAGACAUCCAGGAUAACAAUGAAAAGCUGAAGAAGGCCCGGGCCUACAAUGUUGCACUGGAAGAGAAGCUGAAGGUUGUGACUCAGACAGCCCUUGAUGAGGAGGAGAGAGCUGAACAAAUGGAACAACUCCUCAAGGAGGAGGAAAAGGAAAUCAAGGAAUUGGAGGUCCAGCUGAUUGACUGCCGCAAGGAGUUUUUUUGUCGUAAGGAGUGGUUGCAGGCGCUAAAGACAAAGGAGAAGGAAUCUAUUGCCCAGGUUUCAAGGAGUAAAGACACGAUCAACAGCCUUGAGAGCCAGCUCAGACAGCUGGAGAAUGAUUUGAGAAGACAGGAGAUCAUCACAGCUGAAGAGGACUCAAAGAUCAAUCGCCUGCGUGGAAAACUGGAAUGGCUGCAAAGCGGCGUUCAGCCAGCUGAAAAAGAAAUGCUGGACCUUAAGAUUGGUCAGCUACAGAAAGACCUCGAGGAGAAGAAGGAGACGGCCAACUCGCUAACCAACACACUCAAGGAGGCUGAAGACGACAUUCGCUAUUUGAGGAAAGAGAUGGAGAAGUCAGAGACUCAAAAGAAAGAUCUGACCCAGAAGGUUGAGGAGCUCAUUGUUCUCCAAAAUAUCAAUGAAAAGGAUCUGAAGAGACUCCGUCUCAGCAAAGAGGAAAACCUGGUGGAGCACAACGUCAUGAAGAUAGAAGUCAAGCGUAUGAGGGAUCUGCUGUACAACAAGGCCGGCAGCGUGCUGUCUUUGGAGAAGAGGAAGCUGCAGCUGCAGAAAGCCAUAGAGGACAGGGAGCAAGAGGUGAAGGUCUACAAAGACAUGCUCAGCCUUCACCUCAAGAUCAGUGAGAUGGAGAGACAGAGACUCAGUGACGAACUGAAUGAGAAACUGUGCCAGAUCGACACAAAGAAAAAACGCUUUGAGGUUUUGAUGUAUUCGAUGGCCGCUCCUCACGGGGAUGAGGAGCGAUCACAGGCUUACUACAUCACAAAGGCUGCACAAGAGAAAGAGGAGCUCAAGCGGAACGGAGACUAUCUGGAUGCUGAAAUCCGCAAGAUAGAGCUGGAAAACAGAGCCCUGGAGAACACCUUUCAGUUGUUCGACAACAGUAACUCGGCAUUUCGCAAAUCCCUCAACAGAGUAAAUGAAUCCAGUCCGGAGCACCAGGAAGAACAGAAGCUACAACAGCAGUUUAGGGCGGCCGAGGAGACACUGGAGUAUAAGAAAGGACGAGUCAAAGAGCUCCAACGGGACUUACAGGACAUGAACAAUAUCUUAGAGAGUCUGCUGCAAGAGGAGACGGUGGAGAAGGAUAAAAUAGAGCACAAGCAGUCACUCAUCAGUAAACUGAACAAAGAAAUCGCCUCCCAGCAGGAGAAGGUCGACAGAGCCACGAAGGAGUGCUCAAAACUCACUAAAGAGAUCCGCUCAGGAAAAAACACCAAGACUGAGACUUUUGAGGAGACGGACAUUAAGCUGAGAGAGCUGAAAGAUUUCAAUAAGAGCAUCAGCAACAUGCUGUGUGAGGCCACGGAGGACAAACCAGACCUCAGAUUAGUGGUGGAGAAAUACUUCAUGCAGGCCAAUCUGUCUCUUCCAUCUCAAGCUUCCAGCCGUCAGAGCUCCAUGGCAAGCGCCGCCUCCAUCCGGUCUCCUGCGUCCUCGACCGGAAGCAGCCCCCGGGCGUCUGCUCUCUCCUCCCCCCCGCUGAAGACCAUGGAGCUGGGCUUGGGUCUGACUAGGACGGUCCAGCCCCGCAAGCAGCAGCAAGUUGAAGAACCCGUAGUGAUUUUUUUCAAGCUGAAUUUAAUGCUGCUUUUCAGUUAUCAGUUAUCAGGAUGGGUUGUGACAUGAUGUAUUUUAAUACAUUAAAAUGUUUGAUUUAUUAUUACUUAUAUAUAUGAUAUUGUUUUUGACUUUAUCUAUUUCACACAUUCAUUAUAGUUUUUACAUUGUAGCUUAAAGAAGAUGACUAUUAUGUCAGAUUAUGUCAGAAAAGUCCACACCACACUUUAGUUAGUCUAAACAGCUGUUAUGUUUCAUUUAAAUAAAUAAAACUAUAUAAGACGUAUGAUCUCUGUAAUCUGUUUGCUUUGAGAAACUUAAAGAAUAAAACUGACUCGGACAACUUAAUUAAAAAGGAGCACAAAAACACAGAGCUGUUGUUUGCCCAAAUUAGAAUUCUCCUUUGAUGUUAAAUCUAAAAAAAAUCCCACUUUGACCUUUUCAAGAGAGUCUGAAACUAUUUUCCUUAGUGGAAGAAAGAGUUAAAAUCAAACAAACACUGUGCCGAUGAAGCGAAUCACAGUAGAGAAAUGCGCAUGCGCUGCAGGGCUGGAAUGAGGAGCUUCUCUCAGGUUUCAUUGUAUGUGUUUUCACCUGCUUGAUUUGACCCAUCUUUAUCUUUGGCACACUCAGCCGUUCUUGUUUACAGCCACACCCUCCCGCACAAGAGUUACGCUUCCUUGUACAGAAACAAAGAGACCAGACACUUUUGGGAAUAGCAGAGGCGACACCUUUUCCACUACGGACCGCUGAUUUUACUUUAAACCAAGCUUCAACAUGCUGCUUCUGAUUCUACUCGCCAGCUGUUUGGCCUCAUGUGCUGCUCAAACACUGUCCCCAGACGUAAUCAGUGCUAUCGGGUCGAUUUCCAACUCCUCUGGACAGCCCACUACUGCACCAAGCGUUGUUCCAGGAAAUACUGUGGCCUUCAUUACGGCAGCUGUCCAAUCCAGUCAUGAGCUAAAUGAAGAAACAAUAGUCGCAUUCCUGGACCAGGCCAAGAGGGUCAUCCAACAAAUACUUCCCCAAUCGGAGGUUAUGUUAACGCUCAAGAGCAUCAAAUUGCAGCAAACAUUGCAGAAAAUCUACAUCAGCAAAUAAGCCGGGAUAUUCAAGUUAUCCUGGAUGAAUUUAGCUUUCACUUGGUUGCACGAAAGCAGGUUGAAUUAAACCUAGCCAUGUAGAUUCAA